AUGAAGGGUUUGCAAGUGCAUGGUGAAGAUCGGCAUGAAGAGGUUGAAAAUGAAGCAUACCCGACAACCGGGUUUGGUGUUAUGGAGGAAGAGCAAGGUAUGGUUGUUGAAGAUAAGGAGAUCUGGCUUGAUAGAGGGCAAGAAGAUCUGUUAGAUGUGAAUGAUGUUUCAAUCUUCUAUGAUGACUUCCCUCCCCUCCCGGAUUUCCCUUGCAUGUCUUCUUCUUCCUCUUCUUCAUCCACUCCGGCUCCUGUCAAGGCCAUAACUUCCUCAUCUUCUUCCUCAGCGUCUUCCUCUUCUUCAGCCGCUUCUUGGGCUGUUUUGAAGUCAGAGACAGAAGAAGAUGUAGAAAAGAAUCAUCAACAGGAUCAUCGUUAUCAUCAUCAUAAUAACAAUAAUGAUGAUUUUAAUAGUCAAAAUGAUCCCGUGGAUAUUUCUACAGCUGCCUUGUCUUCUACUUGCUCAAUGGAGGUCCCUCAGCCUCCUGAUCAAGCGGCGAUGGAAGGAGUUGAAUGCAUGGACGAAAUGGAGAAUUUCGGAUACAUGGAUCUGCUUGAGGGUAAUGAUUUCUUUGAUCCUUCAUCUAUAUUUCCUCCUGAUGAAAGCCUCCUAGAGGAGUUUCAAAUAGAGCAAAAACAACAAGAGCAACAGCCUCAAUAUGAUCAACAAACUGGAAUUGAAGAUAUGACACAAAACAAGAAUGAUCAACAUAUCAACCAACAAGGAGAAAGAUCAGAUGAUCUGGCUGUGGUGUUUUUAGACUGGCUCAAGAGCAACAAAGAGACUGUUUCAGCUGAUGAUUUGAGGAGAGUCAAACUCAAGAAGGCCACUAUAGAGUGUGCUGCUAAGCGUUUAGGUGGUGGUAAAGAAGGCAUGAAACAACUCUUGAAGCUCAUUCUCCAAUGGGUCCAAACGAAUCAUCUACAAAGAAGGCGCAUGAGAGAAUCAUCCUGCAAUGUUAAUCUUCACUACCCAUAUAAUCAAGACCCUCUUCAAAACCAAAACCCUAACCCUAACCCGAACCUCAACUGCAAUUCUAUCCCAGCUGAUCAUUCAAACCCUUGCUUCACCCAGUCACCUUGGAACGUUGCCACCCCACCAUAUCUUGCUGCAGAUCCGGUAACAGUCAUCCCGAGUUUUACACCCAUGGUUGGAUAUAUGGGUGACCCGUUUUCAAACGGAGUUUCUAAUAUAACUGGUCACCCUUACGCGACUCCAGCACAGGAUUACAAUCAUAUGCUUGAGUCCACUCAAUCAUGGCCUCCCUCACAAUUUGCUUUGCCUUCACAUUUCAACUCAUUUGCAGACAAUAAUCUCCAGUCAGCUCAGCCCCAGAAUCCUCCUUUUACCGGGUAUGGUAACCAGUAUCCAUAUCAUUAUAUUCCCGGUCACGGUGAUAAUAGGGUGGCGAGGUUAGGUUCCUCAGCUACAAAAGAGGCACGGAAGAAGAGAAUGGCUAGACAGAGAAGGUUUUCGUCUCACCACAGGAAUCACAAUCAUCACAAUAUCCAGCACCAAAAUCAGAGCGCUGUUGAUCCGCAUGCAAGGCUUGGAAAUGAUCACAAUGGUAGCCCAACAGGUCAAGCCAAUCCAGGAAAUUGGGUUUAUUGGCCAACAGGUCCUGGUGGAGGUUCUGCUUCCACCGCCACUGGCGUACCUUUGGAUGCCCCGGUGGAUCGACCGGCCAUGCAAACACAGAAUUGCCAACGGCAGGUGGCAGCCGAUAGACGACAGGGAUGGAAACCUGAAAAGAACUUGAGGUUUCUUCUUCAAAAAGUGUUGAAGCAGAGUGAUGUGGGUAGUCUUGGGAGGAUAGUGUUGCCAAAGAAAGAAGCAGAAACUCAUCUCCCGGAGCUAGAGGCAAGGGAUGGCAUUUCUAUCGCCAUGGAAGAUAUAGGGACUUCUCGUGUUUGGAACAUGCGAGAUUUUGUAAGAACGAAUGGACUCCAAGAAGGAGAUUUCAUAGUCAUCUACUCGGAUGUGAAAUGUGGCAAAUAUUUGAUCCGAGGAGUGAAGGUACGGCAACCAGCAGGAGCCAAGUCAGAGAACAAAAGGGCAGGAAAAUCGCAGAGAAAUCCGCAUCCAAAUUGUCCAGCUGCUGCUGUUAAUAAUGUUUCGGCAUCUACAGCCAUUACUCAAACACAAACAAUUGCAGAGAUCGCAACUGCCGAGACUAUCAAGGAGGGUUUGCUGUCCCUAGAGAGUCAUGAUCUCUAUGCUUAA
Molecule: messenger RNA, 2223 nt
Organism: Dovyalis caffra
Lineage: Eukaryota; Viridiplantae; Streptophyta; Magnoliopsida; Malpighiales; Salicaceae
Source: the annotation of a GenBank genome assembly